This is a messenger RNA of Pseudomyrmex gracilis, 992 nucleotides long. It is a transcript of the gene Iyd, whose product is annotated as iodotyrosine deiodinase 1. The coding region runs from base 31 to 927 and encodes 298 amino acids. The transcript has 4 exons. Gene Ontology annotation, molecular function: oxidoreductase activity. The record is from RefSeq and is a predicted model, not a curated record. Lineage: Eukaryota; Metazoa; Arthropoda; Insecta; Hymenoptera; Formicidae.
AGGAGCCGCGUGAAAGGUUCUUCUCUCGUUAUGCAUAAGAUACUCGAGAAAUACUUUCCUUUUACGUACAAGUAUUUUUACCACAUUUUGAUCGCAGUCGUUGCGAUCGUUUUGAUUGACAAAUUCUAUCGGUGGCUAUCCGGGAGAACCGCUCGCAGUGAAACGCAGACGUUUUCAGUGUCAGAUAAAUCCACGGAUCCAAGUGAAAAAGCGGAAGAGGAAUUACCUGAGGAAGACCAAGAAGAGCCAGCUUUACCAAAAGAUCUCAGACACAUUCCAUACCAUUAUGUCAGGUUACCCGAACGGGACAUGCUAAUACGUGCAUCGGAAUUUUACAAAAUAGUCAGUGCUAGACGAACCUUACGAUUUUUCAGCGAAGAGCCCGUUCCAAAAGAUAUUAUUCGAGAAAUCAUACGAGCCGCAGGUACUGCUCCCAGCGGUGCGCACACAGAGCCAUGGACUUUUGUCGUGGUGUCAAAUCAGGACGUCAAGAUGAAAAUUCGAAAUAUUGUGGAGCAAGAGGAGGAAGUUAAUUACAAAAAGAGAAUGGGUUUAAAAUGGACAACUGAUUUGUCUCCGUUAAGAACUAACUGGAUCAAAGAAUAUCUAACGACGGUUCCGUAUUUGAUACUUGUUUUCAAGCAAACUUAUAGUAUUUUGCCAAACGGAAAGAAGAAGAUCCAUUAUUAUCACGAAAUCAGCGUUUCUAUCGCGUGUGGAAUUCUCAUUACCGCUAUACAGUACGCAGGUUUGAUGACUCUUACAUCUACACCGUUAAAUUGUGGGCCGGCUAUACGCAGUCUUCUUAAUCGUCCUUCCAACGAAAAACUCGUGUUGCUGCUGCCAGUAGGUUAUCCAGCAAAAGAUGCCACGAUUCCUGACUUACACAGAAAGUCUUUGUCUGAAAUUUUAGUCGAAAUCGACUAAAAUUAAAACUUAUACACAGUACGCGGUAAAAAAAUUUCUCACUGCCCUAUAUAUAUUAUUUUAUA